AUGUCGUCCAAUCUGCUUCUUGCAGACAUUCAAAAAGCCUUUUUACAGAUAGCAGUCAAAGAAGAAGACAGAGAUGCCUUCAGAUUUCUCUUCGAGCGCGACGAAAAAGAGGAACAUUUUCGGUUCGCCAGAGUUCCAUUCGGGGUUGAAGCCAGCCCAUUCUUACUCGGUGCUACAUUAGAAUACCACUACGACCAACAAUCACCAGAAUUAGAGGAAACAGUGACUGCCCUUAGAGAAAAUACGUAUGUGGACAAUAUCAUGCAAACGGGAAAUAACAUUGAUAAGUUGGAGAAGUUUAAGAAAGAAAGUGAAGUUAUUCUUGAGAGUGCAAAAUUACCGAUUCACAAGUGGGAGUCGAACAUCGCGACAUUAGAGGAUGAGAACAUGUCAAAUCCUAGCAAAAUUCUUGGUCAUGUUUGGGACAAGCGUGAAGACACUUUAGAAAUACAAGUACCAGCAAUACCUGAGACAGAACCAGUUACGAAACGAAGCAUCUCGAGUCAGCUUGGCAAAGUGUACGACCCAUUGGGAAUAAUAUCACCCACGAUGGCCGAAGGAAAACACAUUUAUAGAGAGGCUUGUGAAGAGAAAAAGGGAUGGAAUGCCGAGGUUUCACCAGAAUUGAAGAUACAAUGGCACAAAUGGAACAAACAACUAAAGAACGUGAAAGUACCGAGGAGCUUAACAGGAAAUUCGAGCUCCAUGUGUUUGCCGCCGCAAGCAAUCUCGCAUGUUCUGCAGUAA
Messenger RNA from Paramuricea clavata, 747 nucleotides. The record is from the annotation of a GenBank genome assembly. NCBI's taxonomy places the organism in Eukaryota, Metazoa, Cnidaria, Anthozoa, Malacalcyonacea, Plexauridae.